AUGAGGUCAGCUCGAAACAUUUACAAAGAUGACGUUGAUUUCACGACACUGGCUCUGCAGUCACCCGAUUUCGCGAAAUUCGUGAAAUUAAACGGCCAAUUGGACUUCAGCGACCCGGAGGCUGUUCGACAAUUGACUAAGAGCCUAUUGAAACGAGACUUUAACUUGAAGGUUGAUAUCCCAGAGAAUAGACUCUGUCCGCCGGUGCCGAAUAGACUAAAUUAUAUCCUGUGGAUCCAAGACUUAUUGGACACCACCGGGGACGAAUACCGGGAUGACUAUGACCCCGACCGAAACGUCGUGGAUAUUGACAACGACAACAUCCAUUCAUCCAAAGAGACAGUCAAGAACAAUGGUCUGGAAUCUCGGAUUCGAAUCGUGAAAACAGACCCAGCCGAUGGACUGAUCCCAUUGCAUGACCGUCUGGGGGUCGACAGACUCGACUUCACCAUGUGCAACCCCCCAUUCUACGCCUCCCGAGACGAAUUGAUAUCUUCCGCAGAAGCAAAAGAGCGACCUCCAUUCUCAGCUUGCACAGGUGCCGAGAUCGAAAUGGUUACCGGCGGAGGUGAAGUCGCCUUCGUAUCGCGCAUGAUCGAAGAAAGCCUCGAGCUCCGCGAAAGCGUCGUCUGGUAUACGUCGAUGCUCGGAAAGCUGAGCAGCGUCUCAGUACUGGUUGAGAAGCUCAUCGAGCUCAAAAACCACAACUACGCCGUCACUGAGUUCGUGCAGGGGAAUAAAACGAAGAGGUGGGCGAUCGCUUGGUCAUGGGCAGAUCUUCGUCCGAGUGUGAACGUUGCGCGGUCAAUCUCUAACUUCCCGAAACACCUAUUGCCGUUUCCCUCUGAGUACGUCUUUGAGAUUCCUGCCGGGUCGAUCGACGCCGUCAGCGAAAAGCUGGACACAGAACUUUCGUCGCUUCCGGUUCAGUGGCUCUGGCGGAAGAACCUAGGCACGGGAGUCGGAUUCGCGAUGGAGAAUGUCUGGUCUCGUCAAGCGCGUAGGAAGAUGCAGGGAUCCACCGGGCAGGCGCAUAGGGUAGAAAUCGACGAAGCCAAAGCGGCGCUGGGAUUUAAGGUCCAAGCGAAGAAAGAGGGGAUUGAGGACAAGGGAGUCCGUGUCGUGGUGCGGUGGCUUAAGGGGACGGAUUCGGUCCUGUUUGAGAGUUUCUGCGGGAUGCUGAAAAGAAAAGCGGAGGGCAAGUAG
Molecule: messenger RNA, 1206 nt
Organism: Aspergillus affinis
Lineage: Eukaryota; Fungi; Ascomycota; Eurotiomycetes; Eurotiales; Aspergillaceae
Product: DUF890 domain protein
Exons: 9
Coding region: 1-1206 (401 amino acids)
Biological process (GO): rRNA base methylation
Cellular component (GO): nucleus
Molecular function (GO): 23S rRNA (adenine(1618)-N(6))-methyltransferase activity
Source: RefSeq, a predicted model, not a curated record